AUGCAAAGCACCUCCCACCACGAAACUCUCACCGACCCAGACCUCAAACACGGCGAGAUCAACAUUCCCCACGAUGACUCGCUCGACGCCAAAGUCCUCCGAAAAUGCGACCUCCAUGUCGUCCCUAUCCUAACUGUCCUCUUCCUCUUUGCUUUCCUGGACCGGAUAAACAUCGGCAACGCACGGCUCCUAGGUCUAGAAGAAGAACUUGAUAUGCAAGGCCACCAGUACAACAUUGCGCUCUUUGUGUUCUUCAUCCCAUACAUUCUCUUCGAGGUGCCGAGUAACAUGCUUUUGAAGAAGAUUCGGCCCUCGACGUGGCUAAGUGGUAUUAUGGCUGCUUGGGGUGUAGUCACGGUCUGCCAGGGGGUUACGGGCAGUUUUACGGGGCUGGUUGCUUGUAGGGUGCUUAUCGGGGCGUUGGAGGCAGGGUUGAUGCCUGGCAGCGUCUACCUCAUCAACAUGUACUACCGCCGCCACGAACUCCAAUGGCGCCUCAACUUCUUCUUCAGCGCGAGCAUCUUUGCUGGUGCCGUAAGCGGCUUCCUCGCAUACGCAAUCGCCAAUAUGGAGGGUAUCGCCGGGUACAGGGCGUGGCGCUGGAUCUUCAUCCUCGAAGGGAUUGCGACGGUGCUCGUGGCGAUAACUGCGAAGUUCAUCAUCGUCGAUUGGCCCGAGUCUGCUACGUUCUUGACGGAUGAGGAGCGCGCUGUGCUACUGAGCAGGCUUGCUGAGGAUCAGGGUGAGGCGCAGAUGAAUCGGUUGGAUAAGGCUUCGAUGAAGAGGACGUUUUCGGAUCCGAAGAUAUAUCUUGGACCGAUCAUGUACUUCGGCAUCGUCAACACCGGCUACGCAGUCUCCUUCUUUACCCCUACAAUCCUCGAACAACUCGGCUGGACCUCGAUCCGCGCCCAGGUCAUGAGCAUCCCUAUCUACGCUGUGGCAAUGGUCAUCACCCUCUCAACAGCGUACCUCAGCGACCGCCUCAAGCACCGCUACGCAUUCACGCUAGCCGGCUGCCUAAUCGCAACAAUGGGCUACAUCCUUCUUCUCAACCAGUCCUCCAUCCCCGUCGGCGCCCGCUACUUCGCCGUCUUCGCCAUAACAGGUGGCGGGUACCUGACGCAGCCGAUCCUCAUGGGCUGGCUGAGCAAUAAUAUGGCAGGCCACUAUAAGCAGUCGAUUGCGUCGGCUAUGCAGAUUGGGUUUGGAAAUUGUGGUGGGCUCGUUGCGAGUAAUGUCUUCUUUGAUGACGAGGCGCCGGGGUAUAGGACUGGGUUUGGGGUUAGUCUGGGGAUGACGUGGAUUUGUGGGCUGGCGUGCUUCGCCUUUCUGAUGUAUUUGGUCAGGGAGAAUAAGGCGAGGGAGCGCGGGGAGAGGGAUGAGCGGUAUGAGUUGCCGCAGGAGGAGAGGGAGAAUCUUGGGGAUGAUCACCCGAGUUUUCGGUUUACUUAUUGA
Messenger RNA from Aspergillus calidoustus, 1458 nucleotides. The record is from the annotation of a GenBank genome assembly. NCBI's taxonomy places the organism in Eukaryota, Fungi, Ascomycota, Eurotiomycetes, Eurotiales, Aspergillaceae.